UCUAGAUUUUCAUUCGCAUCACAUAAACACAGACGAUUAAAAUCGCACACUUCGUUUCGUUUACAUAAAAAUAAAAACAACAAUAACAAUAUCAUGUUUUAUUAUGGAAUUUCGCAACGGUUCUAAAUCUAAUCGAACCAAUUCCAAUGAAUGGAUGAUGUUCGUAUGGUUGGUUGGUUCCGGUCGGUUUUGGAUAAAUGAGGGGGGAUAUUCGCACAACUAAUUGCCGGACUAGCGUUUAGUUAUAAUUUACAUUUGCCAUGUUCAUUUUUACGUUUAUACUUUAAAUUAACGCUAAUUAAAACCAGACAUGACAGUGUGCUUCCGAGUUUCAUGGACCUUGGUUUUUAUCAUUUUCCUGGGAAUUAUUUUAGUUGAGAAUGGAUUGGCCCUAAAGUGCUAUGUCUGUGGGGACCCGGAUAGAAGUUGCAAUGGUUUCGACCCCUCAAAUCCAAAGUACAUAGAAGAUUGUUCCGAGAACGACAAAUCAUGCUUCCGGAUAAUGGACGGCAACGUUACGAAAAGAUCAUGCGACCCGAAUAAAAUCAACGAUUGCCAAAAGGCGAACCAAGUCGAAUACUGUUAUUGCUCGAAAGAUCUGUGCAACGGUGACCAGCUUCUGGAAACCACCGACGACGAGGACAUAUUGGAAGGGAGCGGGUCAAAUAAAUUAUCCAAAGAGAUUGUUGCAACAACCACGGUAACCACGGUUACGCAAAAAACUAGCCGAGCCAGUAUUAAAAAUGUUAACGGUUAUUUUGUUGUAUUUAUCGGUAUUACCAGUAUUAUAGAAGUAUUAUUUAUGUAGCAGUAGCUUUUAUGUGGUUGUGGGGAAUUUUUAUACCAAAGCAGUGUCAAUUAUCUUGAUAUCGAUUACGUGUAUGUCUGUGCCAAAAUCGUGUGGGAUACUACGAGGAUCGUUCCGAAAUUGUGCAAAUUUUCUGAUGAAUUUCCAAUUUUCUAUAAAAAUAUGGUGCCUAUCUGUAUUUUAUAAAUAAAAUAAUGGUCAUUAUUAUAGCAA
Molecule: messenger RNA, 1021 nt
Organism: Aethina tumida (small hive beetle)
Lineage: Eukaryota; Metazoa; Arthropoda; Insecta; Coleoptera; Nitidulidae
Exons: 3
Coding region: 311-808 (165 amino acids)
Source: RefSeq, a predicted model, not a curated record